GCGACUUGUCCCCUCUCGAGCGGGGCGCCCAGUGCAGCGCUGGACACACAGAAGGCGCUCAAUAAGUGCUGAGUGAAAGGAUGAAUGAAUGAGCCCGUCCCCGCUGCCCAGCCUCUUCAGCCCCCGGUUUGAGGGCGUCCAGGCCACCCUCACCCCCACUCCACAGACUGGGGCAUCCCGACACUCGGCAGGGCGAGAUCUGCUUUACUUUGGCUCAUUGAGUCCCCGUAAAGCGGUCCACAUGCUUCAGCUCAUCCGUUUGUUCAGCCAGCGGUUACUGAGCAUCUGUUCUGCGCCAGGCCUUGCGCUCCAAAAAGUCCUGAGUCUUGGGCACAUCAGCACCGACUACCCGCUGGCCGAGACCAUCAUGCUGCUGGGUUUCUUCAUGACCGUCUUCCUGGAGCAGCUCGUCCUGACCUUCCGCAAGGAGAGGCCGGCCUUCAUCGACCUGGAGACAUUCAACGCCAGCUCGGACGUGGGCAGCGACUCAGAGUACGAGAGCCCCUUCAUGGGUGGCUCGCGGGGCCACACGCUCUACGGGGAGGCCCACGCGCAUAGCCACGGGCUGAGUGUCCAGGAGCUGUCGCGCUCCAGCCCGUUGCGGCUCCUCAGCCUGGUCUUCGCCCUGUCGGCCCACUCGGUCUUCGAGGGCCUGGCCCUGGGCCUGCAGGAGGAGGGGGAGAAGGUGGUCAGCCUGUUUGUGGGGGUGGCCAUCCACGAGACGCUGGUGGCCGUGGCCCUGGGCAUCAGCAUGGCCAGGAGCGCCAUGGCCCUGAGGGACGCUGCCAAGCUGGCCGUCACCGUGAGCGCCAUGAUCCCCCUGGGCAUCAGCCUCGGCCUGGGCAUCGAGAGUGCCCAGGGCGUGCCCAGCAGCGUGGCCUCCGUGCUGCUGCAGGGCCUGGCAGGUGGUACUUUCCUCUUCGUCACUUUCUUUGAGAUCCUGGCCAAGGAGCUGGAGGAGAAGAGCGACCGGCUGCUCAAGGUCCUCUUCCUGGUGCUGGGCUACGCCGUCCUGGCGGGCAUGGUCUUCCUCAAGUGGUGACCAUCCCGCGCCGGGUGCCCGCCCCGCCCCCACCCAGCCGGAGCCUCGCCUCUCCCGAGGGUCCAAGCUCAGCUCCCGGGCUGCACCUGCGCAGAGGGGCCACCCGGGACUGCACUGAGCCCCAGAUUCUACACCCCGAGCCUUGGGGCACCGCUACUACUUUUACAAAUUCUUCUCUUAAAAGUAUUCACCAAAGCUGUGUGGCCAUGUCAUCCGCAGGCGUGGGGGUCUGGUGACUCGCAGGGGAGGUGGCCCCGGGCGUCCAGGUGGGGUCAGACCCAGACCCUCCCCACCCCUAAGCACCGCCGGCUGUGGACGAGUGCGGGAGAGGCCAGCCUCUGUCCACCGCAGCCCUGGCUACAGUGCCAACUCCGUAGCCACCCCCCACGCCUUCCCUGGAGCCCUGCAGCACGUGGCGGGCAUGUCCCCAGGGUGAGCAGAGGGUCCAGUCGCUGUCACGUGAUGCCCUGAGGGGUUUCUGAAAGGAGUCCGCCAGCCAGGAGCCUCCAUUCGUUCGCGGUUAGUGGGGGUGAUGGGGCUGUGAUUCCUGCCACCUGAGGCUGUGCUUCUGGGGAGACGGAGGUUCCAGGGAUCUCGGAGCCGCCCUCUUCUUCCCUGCUUUCUGGUGCGGCCGCCCCCAGGGGCUGGGGUCCUGGGGCGGGCUGAGCUGCUCGGCUCCCCGAGGCAACAGAGCCCCAGGGCUGCAGAGAGUGCGGGCAGGCCUGGGGCGGCUUGGCCACAGGGUCUCCAGAACAGGACGACUCCCACAGGCCAGGGUCAGGGGCCAUGUGACUCAGCUCCCCCCGCCAGACACAAAUGAAGCUAGGACCCCCCUCGGGGAGCGCAGGAGCCUAACAGCCCCGUGGGGCUGGCGCGAACCCUCCCCUCCGUGGCAGCAAGCUCUGUUAGUGUAGUCAUGGCAACCGGCUCCUGCUCCCGGCUGAGCCAGGGCUGAGGGCCCUUCCGGGGGGACUUGACUGUGUCUGCCCCCAAGCCUGGAGGCGCGGCCUCGGCUUCCCCAGCUCCAUCCCAUUACUUACACCCUUCCUGUCUUCUCACUUGUCCACUCGGCCAUGAGGCCCAGGCUCCUUCCUAGAACCUCUGAUUUCCUUCCCCUCACUCACGGUCGCUGCCCAGACCCACACUGGGGAGACCAGCUGUGGCAGUGGGGCCGUCACAGCUUCCCGGCGAGGAUAGGCCCCUCUGCCCCGUGGCCCUGGGUGCGGUGGGGCCUCCAGCCGGUCACUCCGGCCCGGUGGUGUUCCAGGAGCAGCUACUUGCUUGUCCCAGGGGGCGUCCCAGGUGCUGGCCUGCUGCCAAUUGCCCAGCUCUGCGGGCAGGAGAGCACAUAACCUCCUCCACGGCCCCAGCCUCAUUUGGUGUCGAUAUGGCUCUGAGGGGGCAGGGCCGUGUGUCCAAGGCCCCCCACUUCCACUCUGUUGGGCGCCCACCCCACCGCUGCUGGAAGUAUUGGGCCCAUUUCCAGGAACUUCUGUCUGGCUUUUGCCAGGACCCACGUCUGAAUCCCGCAUGGCCUGACCCUGUCCCCAUGCUGGGAAAGUGACCCCUGUGGGCGUGGGACCAUCACCUCCACCUUGUCCUAAACCCACCCUUGCUGGUGACCCCUGCCCCUACUUCACUCCACCUUCGCCCCGGGUGGGCGGGAUGUCAUGGAGUUGCCAGAUUCCAGAGCCUGCCUUCAGAAGGGUGUGGCCCAUGGGACGGGGCUGGGCAGGGGCCCCCAGGGGCCCCGUCCCCCUGAAUCCAGUAGGAAACCCCCCCAUGGGUGCAGAACAGCCUGCUCCAGGCUUCCCCCCCUCCAUACGCCUUCCCCUCCGUUACCUAAAGCACAUGCACAGCAGGGUCCCUGCCCUCCCACCAGCCAUCAGCUUCCUGGGAUGCCUGGGGACACCACAAGCCCCUCCACCCCUCAGUUCCAUUUCCCCUUCCCUUCCCUGCACUGGAGCCUUCAGGGUCACAUCAUCCCCCCUCACUCUAAGCCAGCUUCCAGACCAGGAAGGGCGCUGCCACGCCAGUGAGGGGGGAAACCCCGGGGGCCCCCACCCGCCCCUCAGACACCGCCACCCCGGUCCCUGGCAUCCUCGGAUCCCCAGCCUGCCCAGCCUCCGUCUGCCAGGCUCUGGUCUCUCUCUAGGGUCCUGCCAGACCCAGCAAAACUACUUCCAGGCCCCCCAGGGGUGCUGGGACCCCAAGAAGUUUGGAGGGUGCUGUGUGUUGUAGGAGAGGAUACAGGCUGCCCCCCCAAUGCCACCCCUCCUGUCUGCUGUGGUUGGAGGGGCCAGGGUCAGCCCUGGGGUCUGCUUCCCGGGGCCACAGGGAUGAUGGUGUCACUUGGUUGGUUCUGGUCAGCUUUCCCUGCUUUGGCCAAGGAUCAAAGUUGAAAGCUGAGGUAAGAAGAAAAAUGGUCGUCCCAUCUGAUGGGGGCCCUGGAAAGGCCGACCUUGCUCCUGAGGUCCCCCAGCUCAUGGUGGCCAUGUCCAGCCUAGACCAGGGUCUUCUCGUCUAGGCCAACUCAGCGGCUCCAUCUCCCCCACAGCCGCUCUGACACGACAGGUGCCACGUGGUGACAGCUUUGGCUGAAGAAGCCUGUGGGUCGGUCGCCCACCACCUGGGGCCCUGGACCAGCCCUGACAUGGAACUGGACAUCGGCCAUGAAAGCCUUCAUUCAUCUCUGUGCAACUUUGCGCCAUCAAGGGCGUGUCGCUUUGAGAUCUGUGUGCGUGUCUCAUGGAGGAGAGGGGGGCACACGCCUGCUAGUGACCUGUGUAUCACUUGGUGACAACCAGGCACAGCCACCUUCACUUGGACACGAGCGUUCCCAAGUAGCACAAACGCCUUUCUGUUUAAAGAAACAAAACUCCCAGCACAAAACACCAGGCACCACCUUUAUCCGGAUGUGCCUGGCUGGGUCAAGGCCACCCCUAGCCGCUUGGCUGCGACCAGGCAGGCUCUUGGCAGCACGAUUAUGGGGGCCCAAUACGGGGGCUCAGCAAGCAGGAGGGUUGAGCCAGGACUCAGCUCUGGUCCUUGGUACAGCGUCACCCUCACCGGCCCCGCCGCCCCCGAGCCGAGUGGAGUUGGGGCUCCCAGUGCCGGCGACAGCUGGAUGCAGUCAGCCGGGUCCCCCUCCCUGACCUGGAGACAAAAGAGUAGAAAGUUAGGAGGCAGCACCCAGGCCUCGCGGACUGAAUCAAGCGUAAUAACAGUGUGUUGCGGCUUCUGUUGUCUGCUGUUUGCGUUUCUGAGGGAGAAGUUAUUAGUGUGGAGCCGGGGAGGGGGGUGCCGGUUGCCAGCCAGUCUGCAUCUUCUGGGCCCCGAAACACAGGCAUCGGACGGGAUGCUGUGUCCCUGCAUGCAGCGCCUCCAGGCCUGCCCUGACCACCAGGUCUGAACCCUCAGCCUUGCCAGGAAGAGAGGGUCAUGCAG
Balaenoptera acutorostrata (minke whale) is the source of this 4489-nucleotide messenger RNA. RefSeq names its product solute carrier family 39 member 3 (gene SLC39A3). The transcript has 3 exons. NCBI's taxonomy places the organism in Eukaryota, Metazoa, Chordata, Mammalia, Artiodactyla, Balaenopteridae. Gene Ontology annotation, biological process: zinc ion transmembrane transport. Gene Ontology annotation, molecular function: zinc ion transmembrane transporter activity. The record is from RefSeq and is a predicted model, not a curated record. Gene Ontology annotation, cellular component: plasma membrane. Bases 89 to 1042 code for a protein of 317 amino acids.